Molecule: messenger RNA, 1095 nt
Organism: Phanerochaete carnosa HHB-10118-sp
Lineage: Eukaryota; Fungi; Basidiomycota; Agaricomycetes; Polyporales; Phanerochaetaceae
Exons: 7
Coding region: 1-1095 (364 amino acids)
Source: RefSeq, a predicted model, not a curated record
AUGCCUCGCGUGAUGUCCUCCGUACUAGCUAUCUCACGCAGCAAUGCAUACGGCAUUCGUGGAAUCAUUGUCGCGUCGUCGCCCUCCUGGGCGCCGCACCGGGUUGCGGUCAUGUCCCCGCAUGUAAAGCCUAGCCAGGUGACCCAGUCCGCGCUCACGCAUUCGUCCGUACCGCCUACAUGGAACAUAAACGUAAAAGACUCCAAGGACCCUCGCACGCUGCUCGAGAAUAAAUCUCGAAACGGCUCACGCCGGGCGGUCUCGCGGCACGUCGUGUUGCUCGCGGGAACCUUCGCGCUGGCGGCAGAAGCAGGUGCUGCCCAGCAGCAUGAAUUCGCUGGUGUGGAUGCCGCGCUACAAUCAACCACAAUGCGCACGGAUCAUGGCAUGUUCUCUCUCGUUGUGAUCUCGCUCAUCAAGGUCCCGUCCAAGAUCUCCCGGGCAACAGGAACUACAAUCCUAUUCACCCCUGGCGGGCCCAGCGGCUUGGGUGUCGGCUUCGACCCGCGCGGCGUCUCGCGCACGGCGCCCCCCAUUGUCGUCUUCGAGGACCAGGUCGAGGACGCGACGUGGCGUGGCAUCUCCGCGCGCUGGAGGACCCUGCGCCGAACACGACGGCUGACGCCGUGCCACGGUUGUGUCGUCGACUCUGAGAAUUACCGUCCUAGGCUCUGGUCCAAUAACUUGCUCGACGCGGACCUAGCCCUGCACACGAUCCUCGACGGCUGUAUCGCCGCCGGCCCCCUCAACUGCGCGCUCUACGAAUCCACCACGGAAAAGGUGCACGCCCGCCCCACAGCCAUCUUCGACAGCCUUAAGAAACAACCUCUGCCGGUGUACAGAAACGAGACGCGCAAGGACUCGAGAACGGCGACGGGUCACCGUGCGGACGCCUACUUGAUGUCGUGCACGUACGCCGGUGACCCGCGCCCGCCGGUCAUUGCCACGCCCGACGCGCUCACCGCGAUCGCGUGCAUGGACACCGAUGCCCCGCGUGCUGCCGACACGGCCGAGGACCUCGAGGAGCACCUCGUGCAGAUGCGCGAGCACUCAGAGUUCGCGGAGCAGUGGCCGCUGCGGGUGCUCUGCACGUGA